AUAUUAAAUGAAUUAACCACUUGAAACUCUCGUGCAAAAUUUUAACUUAUUCAGUUAGUACAGAUCUUUUGCCACAGUUAGUUAUACGAUUAUGUGGCUGUUCGCGUCGUUUUUUGCCGCAAUUGGAAUUUUAGCCACCACAAUAAAUGUGACAGAGGCAAAAUUUGAUUACCAUUGUAAUCUUACAGCAAAGGGAAAUCCAAAAUUUCCAGAUAAUUUUAGUUUUGGUGUUUCAACAUCAGCUUAUCAAAUUGAAGGAGCCUGGAAUGAAGAUGGCCGAGGUGAAUCAAUUUGGGAUGAAUUUACACACAAAUUCCCCGACAUGAUGGAUGAUCGAUCGAAUGCUGAUGUUGCAGCUGAUUCAUAUCAUCGUUUCGAUCAAGAUUUGGCAGCUUUAAAGGAGUUAAAAGUUAAUCACUAUCGUUUUUCAAUAGCAUGGCCUAGAAUCUACCCAACUGGUGAUAUAUCAUCAAAAAAUCAAAAAGGAAUCGAUUAUUAUAAUAAAGUUAUCGACAAAUUAAUUGCAAAUGGUAUCACGCCAAUUGUAACAUUGUUUCAUUAUGAUUUACCUUCGGAGAUUCAAAAGUUCGGUGGCUUCGCCAAUCCUCUGAUCAUAAAUAUGUUUGUCACUUAUGCCAUUGAAUGUUUUGAGAAUUUCGGCGAUCGAGUUAAAAUAUGGAAUACAUUUAACGAACCUAUUGAUUAUUGUAAGCCAGGAUAUGCAGAUGCUAAUUAUCCUCCUCAAAUCAAUGCUCACGGUGUAGCUGAUUAUCUUUGUAUGGAUCAUACUUUGAAAGCUCAUGCUGCUGCUUAUAGAACUUAUAGAUCCAGGUUUUAUGAAAAGCAACGUGGUAAGAUCGGAAUGGCUUUAAAUAGUCGUUUCUUUUACUCGCAUACAAAUGAUCAGGAAGCAAUUUCUCGAGGAAUGCAGUUCAAUUUAGGAUUCUUGUCACAUCCUAUCUUCAGCAAAACCGGUGGAUAUCCCCCAGCUAUGGUUGAAACAAUCCACAGUAAUAGUUUGAAAGAAGGAAGAAUAUCAUCACGAUUGCCAAGACUUGAUGGCAAAUGGAAAGAAAUUAUUAAAGGUUCUGCUGACUUUUUGGGUCUCAACUAUUACACUUCGAGAUAUAUUAAACGAGCUAGUGAGCCAAUGGGAGAGAAUCCUUCAUGGGACAGGGAUUAUGAUUGUGAUGCUUAUCCAGAUGAAACAUGGGUCAGAGGGAAACCAUUUUGGCUGUAUUGCGUUCCCGAAGGACUCGAAGAUAUUUUGAAAUACAUUCGUGACCAAUAUGGAAACCCAGAAGUGAUAAUAACCGAAAACGGCUGGUCCGAUGAUGGUGAUCUAGAAGAUGAUGAUCGAAUUCAUUUUAUUAAGUCUCACAUGCAAGCAGCAUUGAAUGCCGUCAAUGAUGGUUGUAAUGUUACAGGCUAUACCGUUUGGAGUUUAAUUGAUAAUUUCGAAUGGCAAAGAGGAUAUACAAAUAAAUUUGGACUUUAUGCUGUGAAUUUGAACAGUCCAAAUAAAGAACGUACACCCAGAAAGUCAGCAAAGUAUUAUAGAAAAGUAAUUGAAACAAAAACCCUCCCAAGUAUUUAAAUAUUUUAAAAAUUAAAUUUAAUUAUAUUUAAUCUAUAAGAAAUUUGUGUGUUAACGUAAGUUGAUAAAAUAUGUAGUUUUUGUUUUU
Messenger RNA from Episyrphus balteatus (marmalade hoverfly), 1685 nucleotides. Its product is annotated as myrosinase 1-like. The transcript has 7 exons. NCBI's taxonomy places the organism in Eukaryota, Metazoa, Arthropoda, Insecta, Diptera, Syrphidae. The record is from RefSeq and is a predicted model, not a curated record. Gene Ontology annotation, biological process: carbohydrate metabolic process. Bases 92 to 1597 code for a protein of 501 amino acids. Gene Ontology annotation, molecular function: beta-glucosidase activity.